Molecule: messenger RNA, 4190 nt
Organism: Syngnathus typhle (broad-nosed pipefish)
Lineage: Eukaryota; Metazoa; Chordata; Actinopteri; Syngnathiformes; Syngnathidae
Gene: colq
Product: collagen-like tail subunit (single strand of homotrimer) of asymmetric acetylcholinesterase
Exons: 17
Coding region: 503-1873 (456 amino acids)
Molecular function (GO): heparin binding
Source: RefSeq, a predicted model, not a curated record
ACCAGUGGAAAAUCAGACAAUUUAUUUCGUAGGACAGUCCAGGCAAUAAACCCAAUGUGGUCGGGGAGUAAAUGGAUACUACAAUCGCUCAGGGACUGGCUAAGAAAAACAUCAUCGCAAUCAAAAUAGCCAGCACAAUAAAAUGUAAAAGUAUGUGCUAAUGCACGUAAGAUCUUGUAGUGAGGCAAAUUGUGUGUUCAGUCCCCCCUUGUGAGGGGAGUGGAAACAACAAAAGGCACCCCCUGCAGUAGUAGAGAUCUAAUAUUGGCACCCAUAAGCAGCUGGCAGGCCGCCUUCUGUAAUUUUAGCGCACACGGAUGCGGAGGAAAGGUUUAAUGGGCAUUGGUGGACAUGCCCCCCUCGCGAGGACGUAAAGACAGCACAGCAAAGCAGAGAGGAGAGGAGAGGAGAGGGAGAAUGGGGAGGUGAAACGCAGACAAGAAGGCAGAGAGGAACACAGGGCUGCUUUCACUUUCCCCCCCCCGGAUAAAGUCGGGCAACUAUGGGCAGCAUCAUGACUCCUCGAGCACAUGGACUUUAUUUGACUCUGUGUUUUUACUAUGGCAUGGCCCAUUCAUCUUUCCCGGACAGCUUUAAUUCAUUCCCGGCAGCUCUCGCUCCCCAGGAGCAGCAGAGGAGGUUGAACCCAUGCUGUUUAGUGAGUCUGCCACCACCCCCGCUUCUCCCUCCACCCCCUUCACUUUGGCGCCGCCACAAUCAUGGAGGUGAUUCAGAGUCUCCAUCUGAAGGUAAAGGUUCCUCCUGUGCCCGUGGCCCCCCUGGACCCUCUGGUCCCCCUGGACCUCAGGGUCCACCUGGAUUACCAGGUAUCGGAGGAUCCAAAGGAGAAAAGGGAGAAAUCGGAAGACCUGGACAAAAGGGUCGGACCGGUCCCCCUGGACUUCCCGGAAAGCUGGGACCAGUUGGAUGGCCGGGACCAAGUGGGCCCAAAGGCGAGAAAGGUGAUCCGGGCCUAAUGGGUAUACCUGGCGGGAGAGGACCAAUCGGACCCAGGGGUUUACCUGGGUAUAAAGGUGAAAAGGGUUCACCAGGGCAACAUGGUGAGAGUGGCUCCAAAGGUGACAAAGGGGCAAUGGGAUACACCGGAAUGCUGGGACAGAAAGGUGAAAAGGGUCCAAAAGGAGAACCUGGCGCUUCGGGAAACAGAGGACCCACUGGUCGGCCAGGAAAAAGAGGCAAACAGGGAGUAAAAGGAGACUCAGGCAGUGGUGGUCCAAGGGGACCCCCAGGCCCACAGGGAUCUCCCGGACUUCCCGGUCCUCCCGGUCCUCCUGUCACAGGGCUUCACUUGGUUGGAAGCAAAGGUGCCCGCGGGCCACCCGGGCAGCCUGGACAAUGUGGCUGCAGCUCUCUCAGUGGCUCUCUAUUAGAAGAUUAUCACUCCAGAGGAAAGCCUCAGAAUCUCAAAGUACCUGCGAUCUUUGUGGUGAGCAACGAGGAAGAACUGGAACGUCUUCAGACAGAGAACGCUUUUGCAUUCCGCAAAGAUCAGCGGUCUCUCUAUUUCAAAGACACCGACGGCUGGUUUCCAGUUCAGACUUUCCCAUUCCAGAUGGCAGCGUUCCAAUCUAUGGAGAACCCGCCCGAUGACGACGGUUACUGCGGCGACGGCAUCGUGCAGCACCGAGGUGGCGAGGAAUGUGACGACGGGAAUAAAUUUGUCACUGACGCCUGCGUCAAGUGUAAACACGCUUUCUGCGGCGAUGGAUAUCGCCAUGAGGGCUCUGAGGAAUGCGACAGGAAAGACUUUGGCUACCAGACAUGUCACUCAUAUCUGCCCGGGUCAUACGGUCACCUGAAGUGCACGUCGUACUGCGCUAUCGAUUCCACAAACUGCAAAUACUUCACCUGAGUGGAACGCUCCACAUUUGCAUCCGGAUCCUUUUACGUGGGACACAAACAGGGAAUAUACUUUUCAUGCCAAACAAAAAGAACCAAGACAUGGAAGACGCAGCAGAUGACCCGAAGCAUAUAGAUAAUAUCCCGUGUACUGCUGCCGCAUUGAAUCCCUCGGAGCGUCGCUUCAUAUGCGGAGGGGAAACUUUUCACCCACACGUCGGAAACAGCAAGACAGCUGCGCUCCGUCUUAACUCGCCGGAUUUAAACCCCGGCAUCCUCAUCACGCCUCCAUGGACACGACUCCAGCAAGAUGCACGCCAGCCGUGCUGAGAGACUUUGACAGGGGCAUCAUAAUCUUCACCCUGUUAGUAUCGAAAAGGAAAAAAAAAAAAACACACACAAAAGAGAGUAAGUAGGAGCUCCAGAACCGGGCCGAGGCCUCGGGUAUCGUGCCAGUGCAGCAGCAUUUGCAUGAGGCUGGCCCAUCAUCAAGCAUGUAAUCACUCCACCUCUUACUGGUUUUAACUCUUAAGCUCACAUCAACAUAAGCAGGGACGUAAGGUUCAAUUAAUAUUCCAACGAGACUGUUACACACCGCACCGGCGACACAGGUGGUGCUUCUCUACUCAACACACACAUUUGGUCACAUAUCCAAGAACAACGCUCAGGUACAAGCAGGUCGUGUAAACUCUCACAAGUAUCCAUUUUGGUUUGUUAGAGGCACACAGGAAACUCAGCCAAAAAAUAUAUAUAUAACAUCCAUGUAUUUUAACAUGCUCAUCAGAAAAUGUAUUGAAAAUGACCCAAGACAUAUUUUACAGUAAAAAAUAUAUAUAUUCAUGACACCACCACCAAACAAAAAUAUUGCAAAAAAACUCUGAAAUAAUAAUGAGCUUAUUUAAAGUUAGCCACAAAUUGACUUGCUCAAAUAUAAAAUCUGGUUUUGUUGAACACAUAGUUAUUAUUCUAUUGGCACACAAGUUAAUUGUAUUUUCAGCAAUCAAGUCGAAUGUUUAUUUGUUCGGUCUAUCACUGACAAAUAUAUGAACAAAGAUACAUUGCUUAUUGAAAUUAAUAAGAUAUUUUAUUGGAAAAAAAUAAACAUUUUCCAACAGCACACCUAAUGUAUGCACAUCACCAGGAGGAAAUUAAUUUCAUUUGCAAUUUAACAAAAAAGAAUACUGUCAUAUUUGUCAAAGCAGUCAGUUUGACUCCAGGAUUAAAAUAAUUUGCCCCCCCAAAAAAAACAUCCUUUGAGGCACCGUCCCGUGCCUUUAAUUUAAUUUGCAAGAUUCCACCACACACGAGGAAAUCAAAAGAAAAGGCGUGACAGAGGUGUCAAUUAUUUGUCAUUACUAUAUGUCCUUGAGCACAUUCUUCGCGGGCACACCCCACCAGUUAAAACUUCAUACCAGAAAUGUUAAUUGUUUCACUUUAUUGCGAGUAAGGUGCUUACCUGGGCCAACAAGGUCACAGGUUCACGCAAGUCCACGGGGCUGUCUUUGAUUGGUUGUUUUUCCUCUGGCGCGGUUGUUUCAUGCCAAUCAAAUGAAUGACAUGUUUCCCACAGAUCAUUUCCUCCUGUCACGUCAUACUACCAGUUUUAACAAAAAAAAAAACGAUGAAACUUAAUCAAACCUCCUUUUGAAGACAUUGUAAAAGAAAAAAAAAGAUGUUUAACCAAAAAACAACAACCUGUGAUAUAGUGAGCGAUUACUGUACGUACUAUACUUCUCUAUGUGAAGGCUUGAAACUGUUAUGUCCUUAAACUCAGCGUACAGGCGAGGCUGGAAUAGUCCGUAGCUGCUAAAUAGGCAAUGAAACUGUUCUAUGGUUCCUUACUGUAUUUACUCUAUUACCUCGUUAUCCAGUCUUUGUGUCUUACAGUCACGCGAGCGUGUGUAGACCUAAAGAAAGGAAUUAGUGGGCAUAAGCUUCCUCUGUUCAUAAGCUACCCCUUUACCAAAGGAGACAUCUCCUCACUCCUUGUAAAACAUACAAACAAGACUGUUACAAUGUUGUGUCUGCACGUGCUCAUGUGAUCAUUACAGGUAUAACUUUCAUCGGCGUAGCAAGUGUCUUAAGAGUAUGGUAGUCAUGUGACACAAUGUAUUAAGUUUCAACGACACUGUGCUCUGAAUGUUCCCUGCCCGUGGCUAAUUGUUAGCUUUGUCCCAUAAUGUAAUGUGCACAACACAACAAGCAUGUAAGGCUUUAUUAUGAAGUGUAGAAUGCGCUCUGACUGGGAUAGUGAACAAGUAUGUGUUGUCACUCUGAUAUGAUUUAUACGGAUGUUCAGAAAAUAUAAUAAAAGUGAAACUUCAAAAAUA